AUGAUGGAAGCUGGUACUCAGGUCUCCAAUGUUUUAGAUGAUCAAUCUAGGUUGACGCCCAUGGAUCCGAUGGCUUCAAGCUCCCUUCAUAGUGCUCAAAACUCAGAUAGAGAAAUGAGCACACAAAGCCCUGAUGGCGCGUCUCCAAAGUCAGAACAUCAGGCAGCGCCGUCUACAAGGAGGUCCAAGGCUUGUUCGAACUGUCGAGCUCUCAAGGUACGAUGCAUCAAUUCAGACCCAGAUGAUCCUUCUGCGCCUUGUGUUAGAUGUAAAAGGGGCCACAAAGUUUGCGUUUUCAAUCUUGGACCAAGGAAAAGAACGAAGAAAACGGAUACUCGAGUGGCAGUACUUGAGAAGAAAUUGGAGCUAUUAUCUGCUGCACUGCACGAACAGAAUAAUGGCGGGACUGGGCCUUCGAGUGUAUUAGUUCCAAAAGUUGGGGGGCCAUCUACAAGUGUUGGCUCACUACCAUCACAUUGGCAAGGGCAGUCUGUUUCUUUCCAGCCGACGAACACAAACAAUCUAAAUGGAUCGACAAACAACACUAAUGUUAGCAACUCCAUGGCUAACCAUCAUCAAAAUCAAACUAUUACUAAUAACAACCAAACUAAUAAACCUGCAUCUUUUGCUAUACCUCAACAGCAUCAGGUACCACCUCCACCACCGAUGACUUUUGACAGUAUCAAGCGCACCCCGUCUAGUACGGGUGGUCCAAUUACUCCAGAAGGUGGCCAUUACCAUUACGUAUCCCCAGGAGGGAACUAUCAUAAGUCGAGCUUGCAGACGUACGAAUCGAUCAACAGUAGCACGCCAGAUGAUUUUGAACUAACGUAUACCAAAGACGACAAUUCUUCUGCUCCUCGAGUGGAUACCGGUGUUAAUGUAGAGACGAUGAGAGAGGAGAUGCUUCGGUCAUGGACGACACUAGCCGAGAGAUCCAACAAAAGACUCGAACUACUAAGUGUAUCAGCUGUGCCGAAAGUGCCAAAGUAUGAGACGGAUGUUGUUGCAAACGGCAUUCUUUCUGAGGAAAAUGCUCAAGCAAGGCUCGACAUGUUUAGAAAUGUGGUGUACCCGGUGUACCCAAUAAUGGUGCUUCCCGAUGAUUUAACUGUAGAACAGUUCAGGAGAGAAAAACCACUCCUUUUUCUCUGUGUAAUGUCAAUGACUUCUAUGGUCCAGCGCGAUCCGUCGCAAUUCGAAAGCUCUUUAGCACUACAUAAUGCUGCAUAUGAAGCUAUUAUAUACGAGACUAUGGUUUUAGGGUCUAUGACUUUUGAACUCCUACAAUGUCUGAUCUUGCUGACAUACUGGUAUAACGAACCUGAAUUCUAUCACCGCCAAAAAUCACAUAUCCUAGCCAAUCUCGCCGUGACAAUAGCACAGGAUUUGGGUAUUAGUGGUGGCACUGUUCCUAGCAAUCCUGCAACAAGCCUGAGGUUUGAGAAAAUUGUCACUCCGAACGUACUGAUAGAUUCAGGUAAUUUGGAAUGCCGUAAACUAUGGCUUCUAGCAUACAGUGCGAAUAUGAACGUUCUUACUGCCAGCAGGAAGUCACCUUCUGCAGUCUGGAGUGAUUACAAUGAUGAGUGCUGUCAGUUAAUUCAAAAUUCGAAGGAGGUCCCUAUCGCAGAUAAAAGAAUUGCAAAUAUUUCAAAAUUGGCACAUGUUUUUGAAGACAUAUCAAAAGCAUUUUACACGAAAAGCAAGGAACAGGGCCCACCCAAUCUUUCUGAUAUGAAGACAAAAUUCCUGUUGAUACAUUUUGAGCAUCGCUUAGGAAAUAUUAAUAAGUCAGCGAAGCGUGCAGGGCAGUGGUCUCCAUCUUUUGAUCCAUACUACCAUUCAAUUAAUGCAUAUCUUCAUCAGGCACCACUAUAUGUGAAAUAUUCGGCUUCGCUUGGACGUUCACCAUUUUCUGAGUACAGUUUAGCGAUCGACAAAACCUCGUUUUCUCAAGAUGAAGUCGAGUGUAUAUUAGAGUGUCAUACAUCGGCUGUCAAGGCUCUUGAAAUUUUUAAUAGUUUUGGUGUUGAACAGUACGCUAUGCUUCCUAUGUUUAAUUACACAAGACUAGUUUUCUGUGCUUCCAUCUUGUUGAAAACUCUUGGGCUAUCUAUGUGUAAUAAGGCGUUUAGAGACGUUUGCCGUGUUCCAGCAGGUGCAUUAUCUUUAGUAUACGGGGUUCUUGAUAGACUGACCCAGGUAAAUAUUCAGUAUCCUUUCUCCAAUUCUGCGACAUGCUUCAGUUUUGUGAUCAAACUGCUGUUGUGCCAUUUUGAUGGGCAAGUUCAAUACUUUCUCUGUGAAAGAAAUGUCGAGAAGCGUAAUAUACCAAAUUUACAGGUUAGUUCUCAAGCUAAUUCUAUGGAUAACCAAAUGACACAGCAGCAACAGAACCAAGUACCAAUGCAACCUUUGCAGACUGUCGGUCAAACACAAUCGCAAUCACAGGCUCAACAGGCUCAAAUGCAACAAUCACAAUCACAGGCCCAGGCUCAAAACCCAAAUCUUUUGUACCCCACAACUUCAUCUAUCCUGUAUAACACACUCUCCGGAGUUAACGGGUCAAAUGGUGUGCCCAACAAUGUGAACUUGAAUAAUUCGAUUCCAGGCUCGCCAUUAGAAGUCCUUUCGGCUGUUGCUCUGGACCCAAAUCAGCGACGGUCCGCAGAACCACCAAAUACAGAUGUCAACCCACCAAAGCAGAGGAGUUCUAGUGCAGAAGAAGAGGAAUAUCCUGUCUGGUUUGUCAGCGAUGAUUUCUGGAAGGAUCUUGUACCUAAUGUUGAGGCUUUCUCAGGUUAUGAUAUGAUGUGA
Molecule: messenger RNA, 2820 nt
Organism: Sugiyamaella lignohabitans
Lineage: Eukaryota; Fungi; Ascomycota; Dipodascomycetes; Dipodascales; Trichomonascaceae
Gene: WAR1
Product: War1p
Exons: 1
Coding region: 1-2820 (939 amino acids)
Biological process (GO): regulation of DNA-templated transcription
Cellular component (GO): nucleus
Molecular function (GO): zinc ion binding; DNA-binding transcription factor activity, RNA polymerase II-specific; transcription cis-regulatory region binding
Source: RefSeq, a predicted model, not a curated record